Molecule: messenger RNA, 1488 nt
Organism: Cylicocyclus nassatus
Lineage: Eukaryota; Metazoa; Nematoda; Chromadorea; Rhabditida; Strongylidae
Source: the annotation of a GenBank genome assembly
AUGAACGUUGUAGAGAGAUAUAGAGUGAAGUAUAAAAUUUUCUUUCCUGCUGGCAAGCGGCUGCUCAACUUCGGAUGUCUGAUGUCUCACGGAAGAAGGCAUAAUAAGAAAUUACUGAUAAGCAGACAACUGGAGAAGAGAAAAGACCUCAUAAGAUUGUUGUUUCGAGCUUGCGGAGAUCGCACAGUUGGUGUACGGUUUUUAAGUAAAGAGCGUCUUGAAGAUAACGAACUCGAAAAUGUAACAACAAAAACCGUGUUUGAGAAAAUCGAAGCAGCUGUUAGGCCGGUCACGUAUCCAGUGCAAACCAAAAAAUUUAAAUGGAAAUCACCAUCUGCCAAAAGUCCAAGGUUACGCAAAGGCUCAAAACGUCACAGAAAGAGUAAGCGCAGUACUGCACGAGCUAGAUCACUGCGGGACUUGUCUGAGAUUCAAAUUGAGGAGGAAAAGCAAGAGAAGUCCUUGGUGUCUCUUUCAGCAUUUACUUUGCAUCAAGACUUUAUUUCUGCCUAUAAGGUUAUGACAUUCAUCAAACAACAUAAUUUGCUCGACAAAACGCUCAGCGACGAAGACACAGGAAAAGUACGCCAGUUUUUCGAAACCGAGCUUAGCCGACCGUCAUAUCGAGUCAUGAGGCUAAUGCAUGAAGCGUUCAAUAAAUGUUGGGAGAGAGUAAUCGACUUAUGUGAGAAAGCUGACUUUACAAAUGAAGUACGAUUGUUUCUAUCUGAAAGAGAAAAAGCAAAAGCGUGUUUCCUCGAUGUGAUGCUUAUCUUCCCCGACUUGAUCCCAGAAUUCUGGGGUGGUCGCCACAUAGUGGAGAUUUCCAUGCCGUUCAAACUUCUUCAAACAAUCAAAGAUCAGAUCUAUGUCGAGGACGACAGAUCACCAGCACAGGAUCUUACGAAGUCAGUGGAACAGUCCCAUCUUUCGCGAACGACCGAAUACACUAAAACCACUGCAGAACCCACGAUAACAGCAGAAGAUGUAAAUGGUGAACAAGUAUUUGCCAAUACAGUUCCGAAUAUGAGUCCUGCUUCGCAAAAAACUAGGGAACAAGGAACGAAGAGUGUUGCGAAAACUCCAAAGCUUCCAGGAGUAAAGCAGACAAAACAUCAUAGCAAAGCAGAAAAAGCUGACAAAGAUGUCACUGCAAGAGAACAAGCAGUUCCAAAAAAGCAAGACCAAGCAUUAAAAGAUACUGCAAAGCCGAAAACACCUAAACCUGAUUCGCAACAGGUACAAAAAGAUAUGAAGAAAGAAAAAAUAACUUUAAAAGUAGAGAGACCAUUAGAAAUGGAUAUGCGAAAGCGUAAAAUAAUCGAACUUAAGCAGAGCGAAAAGAAGUUAGAAAAAACGAUGACAGACGUGAAGCAGAGGGCAAAAGCUGUUGAGGAAAAGAAAAAGCCUGUACCACCGCAGAGCACGCAGGAGGCGAGUUCUGAUGAGGAUGAAGAUGACGCGAAUAAUGGACGAGAAGCAGAGUAA